AUGGUUCGUCAUAAGAAAGACAAUUUCUCUCGAGGGGGCAAGAAAUCCUCUCACCCCCGCCCGCGACCAGUGCCCCGCGGUGAUGGAGCUGAGGCCGGUUCUUCGUCGCGGCCUGCAUUCAAGGCUGCUUGUUGGGAUAUGGGUCAUUGCGACCCUAAGCGGUGCUCUGGAAAACGUCUGAUGAAGCUGGGGUUAAUGCGAGAGCUUCAUAUCGGCCAGCGAUUCCCUGGUGUGAUCAUCUCGCCGAAUGCGAAGAAAGUCGUCUCUCCUGCGGAUAAACAGCUUAUGGAAGAACAUGGUGCGGCGGUAGUGGAAUGCUCUUGGGUUCGCGUCAAGGAAGUGCCCUGGUCGCGGAUCGGUGGAAAAUGCGAACGACUUUUACCCUAUCUUAUCGCUGCUAAUACAGUCAACUACGGAAAACCUUGGCGACUGAACUGCGUCGAAGCGCUCGCGGCCUGCUUCUGCAUUUGCGGACACCAAGAAUGGGCAGAAGAGGUCCUGAAGAACUUCAGUUAUGGACAGGCCUUUUUGGAAAUCAACUCUGAGCUAUUCAAGCUCUAUGCUGCCUGCAGUACCGAAGAAGACAUCAAGAGGACUGAAGAGGAAUGGCUGGCCAAAAUUGAAAAAGAGUACGAAGACAGUCGUGUGGAGGGAGAGGAUAUCUGGGCUGUUGGAAACACCAACCGCUUGCCGCCAACCGGAGGCUCAGACAAUGACGAUGAGGACGAUAGCGAGAGCGGGGAAGACAGCGAAGCCGAGGAAGAAAGCGAAGCCGAGGAGGACAAGGAUCCGUUUGCUAUCUCUGAUGACUCCGAGGAUGAAGAACAGAUGGCCGAGAUUCGGCGUAAGAUCCUCGAGUCAAAAUCUUUCCAAAACCCGUCAGCGUCGGAUAGAGAACAGCCGGAGAGGAUCGCAAAGCCCGAGCCUGCCUAUGUCGACUCUGAUGCCGAAUCUGGCUCGGCGGGCAGUGAAGAUGGAGACUUUGAUAACAUCAUCAACGCUACAACGGUCACAGACCGAACUGGAAUUAAAGAGAUCCAACGCCGACGAGGACAGGAAACAGUCAGCGCCUCCUUCUCACGGGCUGAGGUCUCUGCGCCGAAGCGAUGGUAA
Penicillium odoratum is the source of this 1113-nucleotide messenger RNA. Its product is annotated as ribosome biogenesis TSR3 family protein. NCBI's taxonomy places the organism in Eukaryota, Fungi, Ascomycota, Eurotiomycetes, Eurotiales, Aspergillaceae. Gene Ontology annotation, biological process: maturation of SSU-rRNA. Gene Ontology annotation, molecular function: rRNA small subunit aminocarboxypropyltransferase activity. The record is from RefSeq and is a predicted model, not a curated record. The coding region runs from base 1 to 1113 and encodes 370 amino acids. The transcript is spliced from 3 exons.